AUGAAGGGCUACCUAGUGAGCUGCGGUGUGCCCAAAAACAAACAGAGGAAGCAGAUCAUUUGCCUCGCGUGCGUGGGCAAGCUGAUGGGGGAGCUGAGGGUCGGCGCUGAUGCAAGCAGCUUGAGUUUGUGCGAGCGCGGGCAUGACCAGCAGGAUGGGGUGCUGUUCGAGAGGCUGCCCUCAGGCAGCUGGAAGCAGCAGCUGGCAUUGACGGACGAGUUGCUGGAGGGGGCUGUGGCUGCGAACGAGAGCUCCGUCUCAAGAAAGAAGCCCAGAAAAGCUGCAGCAAAUACGCUGAGGGGAUUGCAAGCUGGAAAAAGACCGCGUGCAGAGCCGGUGCUCGAAGAGGGAGAAGAGAGCGCAGACCAUCGCGGCGACGUUGCGACGCAGGCCGCGCGCUUCCUGAAGCGCAUCCCGGAUGGCACUUGCGUCGUGGUGUUGCCGGUGGGGCAAGGCCUCCGAGGGGGCUUCCUGGGGCGGCUCUAUCUCACCGCAUGGGAUCACAAUCGCGCGAAGCCGAAGCCGCUGGGGAAACCUUGCAAAGGGAAGGGGUUGCUGGAGGAAGCAUGUGGGACCAGCAGGGGCGCAUCAAUUGCACGUGCGAUCGUAAGAGGCUGGCCCUAG
Klebsormidium nitens is the source of this 624-nucleotide messenger RNA. NCBI's taxonomy places the organism in Eukaryota, Viridiplantae, Streptophyta, Klebsormidiophyceae, Klebsormidiales, Klebsormidiaceae. The record is from the annotation of a GenBank genome assembly.